AUGGGAGACAAUCGGCAUGCACGGAUCUUCUCGUUCGAGCUCGAGGACUGCGCUAUCGCAUUCAUUGGACAUGAAGACUUGAACAAGAUCAGACGGGACCGGUGCGGCCUGUUGUUCCCAGUUGCCGAUCGACAGAGAUUGGGUCGCAACACCAUGUCUGCGGCUGCCAUCAUGCAGCAACAACAGAGCGCCGGUGCAUAG
Diaporthe amygdali is the source of this 201-nucleotide messenger RNA. RefSeq lists its product as uncharacterized. The record is from RefSeq and is a predicted model, not a curated record. Lineage: Eukaryota; Fungi; Ascomycota; Sordariomycetes; Diaporthales; Diaporthaceae. Bases 1 to 201 code for a protein of 66 amino acids. The transcript has a single exon.